This is a messenger RNA of Daphnia magna, 1140 nucleotides long. RefSeq lists its product as uncharacterized. Lineage: Eukaryota; Metazoa; Arthropoda; Branchiopoda; Diplostraca; Daphniidae. Gene Ontology annotation, molecular function: nucleic acid binding. The annotation marks the transcript as partial. The transcript has a single exon. The record is from RefSeq and is a predicted model, not a curated record. Gene Ontology annotation, biological process: DNA integration.
CCCGGUAAAGACCUGUUCAUUGCUGACACUCUGAGCAGAGCACCCAUCCCACGCUUGUUCGUCGAUGAUGUCACGCAAGAUAGUGAAGAUCAGGUUCACCAUGUGCUUCAUAGCGUCUUGUCUUCAGGAUCAACCCGACAGAGAUACGCAGACGCCACGUCAUCGGAUCCUACUCUACAACUUUUAAAGACAGUCAUUAGGAAGGGCUGGCCUGAAAAACGUAGCCAGUGUCCACCUCCGGUGAAACAGUUUUGGUCCGUCCGGAAUGAGUUGUCGGCUGUGGAGGGAGUGCUAUUGUGCGGUAAUCGCUUAGUGGUCCCAAUGUCUCUUCGUCGUGAAACAAUGGAAGGGAUCCAUGACGGUCAUUUUGGUGAAACAAAAUCGGUUCUACGCGCAAAGUCAGCAGUAUAUUGGCCAGGCUGGGAAGAUCAGGUGAAGAACAUGGUGGCAAGUUGUGUGGUGUGUCAAGAAAACAGGUGUCGCAAUCCUAAACAGCCGCUAUAUCCGGUUCGUCUCCCAGAUUACGCCUUUCAAAUGUUUUCGGCGGACAUAUUUCAUUUUGACAGUGUCAACUAUCUUCUUCUGGUGGAUUCAUAUAGCAAAUGGCCGUGCGUUGUUCCGCUAAAAUCCUUGACGUCAGCGGUAUUAAUUGAAGAAAUGUCCAGGUUUUUCUCCGAUUUUGGGUGCCCGGAAGAGUUGGAAUCAGACAAUGGGACCCAAUUUGCAAGUGCCGAGUUCCGGGAGUACUGCAAGAAAAUAAAUGUUACCCAGGUGACAUCCAGCCCGGAGUAUGCCCAGUCUAAUGGGCUCGUUGAACGUCACGUUCAGACAGUGAAAAGUGUACUUCUGAAAAUGUUUGCGGAUGGAAAAUCGCUAUGGGAGGCACUGGCUGCAAUCCGCUCCACCCCUGUGUCCAGCUCAUUACCGGCCCCUUCAGUUUUACUUCAAGGUCGCAAUCUUCGGGGAUCUUUACCAUUUGUUUCAUCGUCGCUCAAGUCUACAUUGAUUCCUGCGUCGGUGGUUCGGGAUGAGCUGGGGCGUCGUCAACAGAGAGCGGCAUUUACCCAACCCCGUUCGGUUGAUAUUCGGUCCUCCGCAUUGUCUGUUGGUCAACCUGUUCGGGCCCUGGUUAAAAAAUAG